UUAAAACAUGUAAACACACUUCUUAAAUAUAAGUUCAUAAAGUGGAAAGUGUUCAUAUUUAUAGAUUGCAGAAUGAACUGCAAUCAUUUCAUAGAAGUUCCCCUGCGUUCUAGCGGAGGAAAAAAAAUGAAGAAACGGAAAGAACUCGACGCUCUUAUAGCACAUUCCCUCACAAAGAGGGGCUACCACCGCACCGUAAACUCGCAGGAUAAGUUACUGUCAGUAUCCACCGAUGACCCUGAUGAUUUAGCAUGGAUGAGCGCUCCCAAUAUCCGUCGAAAUCAUAAGAAACAAAUAUAUAUCCGUAAGUGCGGGCCAGUUCUUUUCGGGAUAAUUAUCGUGUUUGUUCUCGCUCUUUUAUACUGGGCGUACUUUGAUUUACGUAAACAGAUUUCCGAUUAUCAACAAAAGUUUGAAGAAGUUUCUGCAGUGAGUAAAGUUUUUCCGGAUACGCUUCAACAUUGGCAUGAAACAACAGCAUCGUUUAUAAAAAAUCAAUCGUUGGUUGUAUACCAAUUAAAUGACUUAACUCAAAACGUAGAACUUUUGGGAAGUAAUUUAAGCAGCCUUCAAGCAACAGUAAAUUCACAAAGAAUUUACGGUCAGGAUGAGAAGAUAGUCGCUGACUUUGGAGCUAAAUUAGAGGCAGUUGUGGCUGAUAUAGAUGUAAUGAAGGAACAUUACAAAAGGGUCGUCGAAGUGCAGAAAAGCUUCGAGACUGAUAUGGAUAUUAUAAAGGCCAAUAUAAGUCGAUUGUCUACCGUUCAAAAUUGUUCUUCACCAGCAAAUUAUACAAAGGAUGUUAAUUUGAUUGUAAAAACAUUGGAAAAUGAUUUAAAAAAUGUGGAUAACAAAAUUAUGUAUGUUAACAACACUCUCCGGCAGACAAUAAAAAUUCUACAUGAAGAGAUAAUGGCCCACAAAAUAAAGUUGGAGGACUUAUUGGACCGCUUUCAAAACAUAUCAACCCAUGUUACCACAUUAAGCAAUAAUUGGUGGCAAUUUAAGCAAAAAAAUGUAAUUGCGGAUAAAGAGUUGAGCAAAUUGAAUGAAAAGGAACCUCAACAGCAUAAUUCGGUUCCACUGUAACAAUAGCACCAAUAUUAACUACGACAGCAAAGACAACGCUGACAGCUGCGGACCAAGCAAACCGACACCAGACGUCCCGGCAUUUCCACCAACGGCAUCGCCUACGGAAUCAUUAUGUAGGGCAUUCACAGCAGCAGCUACGAAUACAGUACCUGAAUAUGCAAAAAGCCAGCCUUCCUUCUUUUGUUACGCGGAUGACACCAUCCUUACCAAAGCAGGCACAUAGAAGUAGGGCGCUACACUUACACACAAGGUUUUGGAUCGCUUUUGGUAUUGGGCCAUUCCAUCUGCAUCAACGGCGAAAAGUCUCAGCAUUGCAUGUUAGCGCUCAAGCAAACAAAUCGUAACGAUUUCUAGCUCAACAACGUGGCCAUGCUUAAGGAGAACCAUAUUCGCUACGGGUAUCUAUCUGGACAACUUACUUGACUUAAACACAGCGUUGUGUUGGCACCAGCGUAUAGAUCCAUACGGUAACAAAUAAAGCCGUAUUAAAAAUGUAACUGGUCAAAAUAUAUUGUAAAUUAUGUAAAUAAUUUGUAGAUUUAGCUCUCAGACACAGACUCCAACAAUUCUGGCACUAUUGUAGUAAAAUAUUUUCAUCCAAACUUUAAACUUUUCCAAAGCCACGAUAUAGUAUAUAAUUUCGACUUUCCAAAUAAUGUUUAUAUUGUUAUAUAAUUUUUAAUUUUGUUGGCGUUUACUUUUUAGGUCGUAAGUCUACUAUUAUAAUGUGUUUUUUAUUUUUAAACGUUUAUUUGUCUGCUAAUAAAUAUUUAUAAUAAAAUAGUUAAAAAAAAUGUUUUUCUUUUGCAUUUUGUUGAUCUAAACUUUAGAUGCUAUAUUAUUACUAACUACCGUCCACUUUACAAUCUCCUAAACUAGCUUUUCUUCGACAAUUUCGUAUAAAAAUUGACAUAUAAAGCUCCAAAUUGUGGUAAGAUAUCUAAAUUAUAACGAAUUAAAAAACGUUUUUCAUACUGUUUCAUUCUGCUUUCAAGCAACACCCUCCUCCUAAUGCUUAAGGCUCAGUUUCGGGUUCAAAUUGAAAGGAUCAUUUUAAAAAUAUAAAACGCGCUUUAGAGAGAAA
This is a messenger RNA of Drosophila novamexicana, 2176 nucleotides long. RefSeq lists its product as uncharacterized. The record is from RefSeq and is a predicted model, not a curated record. The transcript has 6 exons. Bases 73 to 1089 code for a protein of 338 amino acids. NCBI's taxonomy places the organism in Eukaryota, Metazoa, Arthropoda, Insecta, Diptera, Drosophilidae.